AUGCGGAGACGUUGUAAAUCAAAAAUCCGCCAACAGAACAUACGAAAACAAGUCACCAUAUUAGAGACCUCGCCAGGAAAAACAAAAAGCUGGCCUCCUGCAACACAGCCGGUGGAGAUAAUGCAUACGGGCGAAUGGAAUGUAAACCUUGAUCGCACUUCGGAAGAAGAAAUAAGGUAUGAAAUAGCCGUAUUGAUGUGCGACAGUGAAGCAUUGCCCUCUUCAAAGAAGGCGGAAAUCCCCUGGUGGCCCACCUUACAAAGCUUAUUGGUACUAUGUGGGACGAAGAGAAAGUGUCUGAAGAAUGGGCCAUGUCGACACAUGGCAGUUAGGCACCGAAAGGGUGCUACAGCUGAACGAUUUUUUUUGUCGACAGUAAUCCCUGUCUUCAAAAAGGGUACACGGACGCUAUGCGAAAACUACCGUGGCAUCAGCCUCCCACUGACAGUGCUGGAUUUAUGCACCAACUUAUCAGCUCGCGCGUGCAAUGCGCAGCUACCUAACCCCCCAAUCAUCGGUGAACGAAACUGCGGCAGCUACAACCACUGUACGACGAGUACGCGGUUCUUACAGCUGACAAUGAUGAUGAUGAUGAUGAUAAGACAUCAUUAG
Opisthorchis viverrini is the source of this 612-nucleotide messenger RNA. RefSeq lists its product as hypothetical. NCBI's taxonomy places the organism in Eukaryota, Metazoa, Platyhelminthes, Trematoda, Opisthorchiida, Opisthorchiidae. The record is from RefSeq and is a predicted model, not a curated record. Bases 1 to 612 code for a protein of 203 amino acids. The transcript is spliced from 4 exons.